Messenger RNA from Volvox carteri f. nagariensis, 4188 nucleotides. RefSeq names its product intraflagellar transport particle protein IFT140 (gene ift140). Gene Ontology annotation, cellular component: axoneme; ciliary basal body; intraciliary transport particle A. The transcript is spliced from 31 exons. Gene Ontology annotation, molecular function: protein binding. Lineage: Eukaryota; Viridiplantae; Chlorophyta; Chlorophyceae; Chlamydomonadales; Volvocaceae. Bases 1 to 4188 code for a protein of 1395 amino acids. Gene Ontology annotation, biological process: intraciliary retrograde transport. The record is from RefSeq and is a predicted model, not a curated record.
AUGUGUGAUCCAUAUUACACGGUUCAGGGUCGACCUUUAGAUCCAAACAACGAAGCGAACAUCAAGAAUGUCCGCGGCACGGAGUGUGCCAAGUUGGCAUGGCACCCGCUGCUGCCUCUCCUUGCAAUUGGAUGGAAGGAUGGCGCGAUAUCCUUCUGGAACGCGGAGGAGCGAAAGCUGGAGGAAGACAGCAAGAUCCACCGAAAUACAAUCAGCAGCAUGACGUGGACGAACAGCGGCGACCGGCUCAUCACCGGUGAUGAAAACGGCAGGAUCUCCAUGUGGAAAACGGAUCGCUUGCUGCGGCCCAUUCACGUGGUGGCGUAUGACGAGCCAGGAGCUGUCAUACGGCACAUUGUGGUGGGCCUUCCGGAGGAGGUCCCUGAAACCAACAGCCAGGUAGUGGUUGCGUUCUAUGUGGCAGACGGCACGGAACGAGCUACUGUCAAGUGGUGUAACGACCAGGGCUACAGUGGGGUGGUGCAGGAAAUGGGUGAGUCUAUACACUCUCUGGUGCACUACCCGGAGCGGGACCAGCUGCUGGUCAUCGGCGCCUCCUGCACCCUCAACGUACUGGCACGUGACGAGCAGCUGGGCUCAUGGGCCACCACCUCCAAGAUGAAGUUCGCCACGGGCACGGGAGAGGCCGCGUCGGGCGCUGGGCUCCAGGUGGCCUGGGCGGGCAACCACACGCUGGCAUCCGCCAGUGAGAAGGACAACGUGGUCCGCAUGUACAACUUCGACACGGAAGACAACUACGUGCUCAACCUGGAGCAAGACUCGGGAUUGGUUAGCCGGGUGGUGUGUUUGGCGUUCGACCAGAGGUACCACCUACUGGCGGUGGGCACCACGGAUGGCCGCGUUAUGAUGUAUAAGUACAACGAACCCUCGGAGCGUUCAGAGCCAGUGCUGGAUUUGGCUAAGUGCUGGGAAAUGCAGCCCGCCUUCUUCGUCGGCAACCGGGCGCUAUCUAUGGAGUGGGGUCCCUUCCCCCGGCUCAUGGUGGUGGCCUGUAGCGACGCCAUCAACGUCUGCCGCAAAACCAUGCUUAGCUACAAGUACCGGGAUGGGGUGGCGAUCAUGCAGGCAAGAAGGAGGGGCGAAUGGAGGGAAUGUUGCUGCUACUGCGACUGCGUCGCUGUGGACCGCGUCGUGUUGGAGAACAUGGAGGUGGAACCACAGCGUCCCCCGGGCCGGCUGCAAUUGCAGGACAUGCAGCUACUGGGUCUGGACCUCAGCAAGGGGCUGUUGCUGGUGUGGGACGGGGAGCGCGCUGAGGUCUACAAGGUGACUGAGACCAAUGACAUCAUGGCAGCCUCCCAGUUCGAGACCACCAGCCGCUGUAUGGCCAUCAACAAUGACUCCGUCUACCGCUCCGCAGACUGCAAGUUGGAAGUGGUCAACAUGGCGGGCACGGUCAAGCAGACCAUCAUGUUUGAUGACAACCACGGUUCACCCGCCUUCAUGGACGUGGCCCGCGACUUCCUGGUCACUGUCACCAACUUCAACUUUGUGCGCAUCUUCAAAGUGGCAGGCCGCGAGGCCAAACCCCACGCCGGACCAGCGCCCUUGUGUCCACCGGAGCUCAAGGGCUGGAAGGUUAUGUCCACCAAAGUCAACGGCAGUGGCAGCAUGGUGGCGACUCUCCUGGUGGGGCCCGAGCCGGCGCGCGCAGUGCGGCUGGUGGUGUGGUGUGGCGAGUCCAAUACGCACCACGUGCAUGACUUCACACCCGAGGGCCGCGUGCCGGUGGGCCUUAUGUGGGACACUGUGGAGCCCAAGCUACUGGUGGUGCAGAUGUCGCCUGCCUUCAACGAGGCGAGUGUGGAGGACAAGCCGGCCAGCGGGGACAGCUCCCAAGGGGCUGAGGUGGCCAUCAUCUUUGUGGACGUGGACAAGGGCAUCCUGGUUCAGGAAUACCAACCCAUUCACCAGGGUGGUGCCACCGCCUGCAUCGGGUCCGCGGCGCCCUUCCUGCUGACCAAUCGGAAGUGCAUGGUGCAGCCCAACCCCGGUUCAGGCGCCUACCAGCCCUUCACGUCUAACGUGUCCAAGGUGCUCAUGACCAGCUUCGCGGGCAUGCAGGACUCGGAUGAGAAGACCCGCCGCGCGCUGCUGGACUUCUCCUUCAGCCUGGCAACUGGCAACAUGGACGAGGCGUUCCGGUCAGUGAAAGCCAUCAAAAACCCCGCAGUAUGGGAAAACAUGGCGCAUAUGUGCAUCCGCAACAAGCGCCUGGACGUGGCGGAGCAUUGCCUGAGCAAUAUGGAGCAUGCAAGAGGCGCCCGGGCCCUGCGCGAAGCCAAGACCAUUGAGGAGGCAGAUGCGCGGGUCGCCACCGUGGCAGUGCACCUGGGCAUGAUUGAUGAUGCCAGGAAGCUGUACAUCUCCUGUGAGAGGUAUGACUUACUCAACCAGCUAUAUCGGGCAUGCGGUCAAUGGGACAAGGCGCUGGAGGUAGCGGAGAAGAACGACCGCAUUCACCUGAAGUCCACUCUCUACGCCUAUGCGCAGUACCUGGAGCGCGGGGGCGACCUGACCAACGCCCAGAAGCACUACGAGGCGAGCGGCUGCGGGCUGGUAGAGGUACCCCGCAUGCUGUUCGAGGCGGAGAAGUUCAACGAGCUGCAGGCGUACAUCCAGGCCAACGACAGCCGAGAGCUGAUUCUGUGGUGGGGCAAGUACCUCGAGUCGCUGGGUGAGUACGGCAAGGCGCUGGACUGUUACCGCAAGGCGGGCGACUCGCUGUCUAUGGUGCGAAUCUUCUGUUUCCAGAAGGAUUGGAAGCUGGCGGAGGAGGAGGUGGCCAACAGCAACGACCUGGCGGGCGCUUUCCACCUGGCUCGCCAAUACGAGGCAGCCGGCCGCAUCCCCGAGGCCGUGCGCUACUACACGCUGGCCAAGCGCUACAGCCACGGCGUGCGGCUGGCCAAGAUGAACGAGCUGGACAGCGACCUCAUGAACCUGGCACUCAAGAGCACACCUGGCGUCAUGGUCGACACCGCAGACUACCUGUUCCAAAAGGGUCAGCACGAGAAGGCUGCGACGCUGUAUAUGAAAGGCGGCAAGCUAAGCAAGGCGGUGGAAAUGUGCUUCCAGGCGCAACUGUUCGACGUGCUGCAGCACAUCGCGGACGACAUGACACCCGACAAGAGCGAUCCCGCGCUGUACAACCGGUGUGCGGAGUUCUUUAUGCAGUUUGGCCACAACGACAAGGCCGUCAAGAUGCUCAUCGCGGCGCAGCAGUACGGCCGUGCGCUGGAGCUGUGCGUGGAGCAUGAUGUGGCCAUCACCGAGGAAAUGGCGGACUCGAUGACGCCCGACAAGAGCGUGAUGGGCGCCGAUGAGCGCAACUCGGUCAUCUGCCGAAUUGCUAAGGUCGCUAAGCGGCAGGGUAACUACCAGCUGGCGGCCAAGAAGUACACGCAGGCGGGUGACAAGGUCAAGGCCAUGAAGGCGUUGCUGAAGGGGGGAGAUGCGGAAAAAAUUAUCUUCUUUGCGGGUGUCUCUCGUCAGAAGGACCUGUACCUGAUGGCCGCCAACUACUUGCAGACCCUCAACUGGCACUCGGAUCCAGAGCUCAUGAAGCACAUCAUCUCGUUCUACACAAAGGCCGCCGCGUGGGACAGCCUGGCCAACUUCUACGAGGCGUGUGCGCAGAUCGAGGUGGACGAGUACCGGGACUACGAAAAGGCGCUGCAGGCGAUGCGCGAGGCCGCCAAGUACGUGGCCAAGUCCAAGAGCGAAGACCGCGACCAACGACUUGCGGCUAUAAGCGACCGCAUCGCCGUGUCGGAGCGAUUUGUAGAAGCGCGGCAGCUCAUCGCCAGCAACCCCUCGGAGGCGCUGCGGGUCUGCGAGGAGCUGCUGCAGACUAUCCCGCCGGACAGCCAGGACCUGGAGGCUGGUAUUCGCAUCGGUGACGUGUACGCCCUCAUGGUUGAGUACUGGUACGAGGCCCGGCAGCCCAUGGAGGCCUACAAGGCCAUUGAGGCCAUGAGGCGGCGGGGCAUCAUCCUGUCACCUUACCUGGACACACGCAUGGUGGAGGACAUUUACAAGGCCCUGGGUGUUGCACCCGAUAUGGCGGAGGAUCGCCGGGGCCCCGCCGACCUGGGUCUCCGCGGGGAGCGGGAUACGGACAAUGGCGGCUUCGUGGAGGAGGAUGUGGCGGACGACGACGACUGA